GUGGGUGUAGGUAUGUAGGUACCGAAGGUAUGAGAAGAGAGCUGCGUGCGCGUUUGCGCGGUGAGAGGAACGCCGGGCGGCGGAGGCGGCGGAGGCGGCAGUAGAGCUUCUGCUGCAGUCGAUAUCUUACUCGCCCUGAUUACCCAUUUCGCGUGCUGAGCGAAGAACCCCCCGCAAAAUACGCGGUGAAAAAUAGACACUAGCCUUUUCGGAGGGGCGAUAUUUCCAACCCCGAAGAAAUAUAAAUAUCUAUCCACACGUAAGAAGUACGCAAAGUAUAAAGGAAAAAGUCGAAAAAGCAUAUACGAUCUGGGGGCGAGUCUAUCCCCUGGUAUACCCUGUGUUUAUAACUGUGAAGGCGAAAAAUAUACAUUAGAAAAUCUAGGUGUGUCGUAUCGUUGAUUCGCCGUGUUCGCCGAUAUAAACGAGAGAAGGUGUACCGGAGAGAGAAGGCGGAGAACGGCUCAACAUCACCUGCACAUCGACACGUUACACGCAGUGCAGUUGUAAAAAAGAAACAAAGAAUAAGAAGAAGUAAGCUCGAAGCUGUACAUACGGAACUCCGCGCCGUACGUCGCCGUCAACAAACUAACGUAACAUACCUACGGUCGCACAGCUAACGGUCGCAUAAAAUUUGAAACCGAACCGAGUUGGCAUCAGAGAUACUGCAGCACACGUGUUGUAAUAAAAUCCAGUAACUUAUAUGCUUUAAAAUCAAAUCGGUACAGGAAGUGCGUGCGUAUUAUUAUGGCGUGGGGCUACUGGAGCGCAACUUCCGUCGGUGACCGGGGACGGUCUCCUAGGCGUGAAAAGGAUAAACAAACUAUACAAAAUUCUCAACAAACACAACAACAACAACAACAAACUACCUCAUCAACGACAGCAGAAUUAUUGCAGGGUUCUUCGACGCUACAGCAAAUGCAGGGGGAUAUAUCAGCCCCUGGCGUAAUCGGGAGCGCAGGUGUUGUCGCCGGGGAAGACCCACCCUGCACGUUCAUGAUACAGGGUGGUUCGUUUUAUUCGUAUUCCGCAGCGGCUGCCGCCGCCGCUGCGGCAGCUGCUGGAAGAAGGGCAUCGGCGGCCGAAGGUGCAGCCCUACAAGCUGCGGUCUUACCGAGAGAUUCGCAGCACCAUCAGCAGCGAGGUUUCGGCCCAGGACCCAGUGGAAAUUUUCCACCUUCCCCCUGCAGCGAUUCGGCCGAAGACGAACAUCACGGUGUUUACGUACAUCAAGAUCCGUCAACAGUUCAGAUAAGACGUGCCAAUGCGGCGUUGAGAGGCGACGACGAAUCCGACGAUCCUGAUCAGGAUGACGUCGAACUCAUUUACGCGUCUAACGCUCUGGCGGCUGGCUGCCUUCUUCACGGACCUUGCAAUCCGAGCGGCGCUGCUGCUGCCGUUCUUGGCCAGGACGGUCUUCAAUCCAGCACGGGAUCCGCUAUGCACAUCGGGGAUUAUUCAGCUGCUGCCGUUGCUGCUGGCACCGCUCAAUUCGGCAGGUUCAAUAACAUCACCUGGGGUAGGUCGUGGCCUGCAGGCAGAGACUCGACAGAGUCUAACGGUACACGGAUUUUUCCAAAUGUACCUGCCGCACCAGGAAUGCCAUGUCAGGGAGAGGACAGGAGUAUCUACAGACGCGGAGCACGCAGAUGGAGAAAACUCUAUCGUGUCAAUGGUCAUAUAUUUCAGGCGAAACGUUUUAACCGGCGAGCGUUUUGCGCGUUCUGCCAAGAUCGGAUCUGGGGAUUGGGAAGGCAAGGUUUCAAAUGCAUUCAGUGCAAACUUCUUGUUCACAAGAAGUGUCAUAAGGUAGUUGGCAAGCCGUGCUUCAGCCUACACUCGUUGCAAAUAGCAGAACCGCUCGCAUCGGAUAGAAACGGUGACCAACAACAGUCGGAUUCAAUCCAUUGCCCUACUGUGGUACCACCAGAUGACGAAUCUUCGGAAUUGGCAACGGUUGAUGACCAUUCUCGCAACCGAGCUCCCGGUGAUGAAGGCGAAGAAUUGCCCCUGGAAGCUGGAACGGGUUCGGACAACAUGCACGAAUUGCAAAGGCAGUAUUCGUUGAGUGACUUCGAAUUGAUUCGAGUUAUCGGUCGUGGUUCUUACGCGAAAGUAUUGAUGGUCGAAUUGAAACGCACGCGGCGAAUUUACGCGAUGAAAGUUAUUAAAAAAGCACUGGUAACGGACGACGAAGAUAUCGACUGGGUACAGACGGAAAAACACGUUUUUGAGACUGCUUCGAAUCACCCGUUCCUCGUUGGUCUUCAUUCUUGCUUCCAAACACCGUCUCGCCUAUUUUUCGUCAUUGAAUUUGUUCGCGGUGGUGAUCUCAUGUUCCACAUGCAAAGGCAACGACGUCUACCCGAAGAACACGCUCGAUUUUAUGCCGCCGAGAUUAGCCUGGCUCUCAAUUUUCUGCAUCAAAAAGGAAUUAUUUACCGAGAUCUGAAACUGGAUAACGUGCUGUUAGACCACGAGGGUCACGUAAAAUUAACUGAUUAUGGAAUGUGCAAGGAAGGGGUGAGGGAAGGUGAUACAACAGCUACGUUCUGUGGUACGCCAAAUUACAUAGCACCGGAGAUUUUGAGAGGAGAAGAUUAUAGUUUCUCUGUCGAUUGGUGGGCGCUUGGAGUAUUGCUUUACGAAAUGUUGGCCGGUCGUAGUCCGUUCGAUAUAGCUGGGGCUUCCGAAAAUCCAGAUCAGAAUACAGAAGAUUACCUCUUCCAAGUAAUUUUACAAAAAACGAUCCGCAUACCGAGAUCACUCUCUGUCAAGGCAGCUUCCGUUCUUAAAGGAUUCCUAAGUAAAGACCCCGCGGAACGAUUGGGAUGCGGUUCUUCCGGAUUCUUUGACAUAGCUGGUCACUCAUUCUUCAAGGCGAUCGAUUGGGAUAUGGUACAUAAAUUCUUGAUAAUUAUAAGAAAAAAGCGAUACAUUCCUAUCGCGCCUAAUGGUUUUUAUUCUCAUACGACUCUAUCCCAUUUACAGUUGGAACAAAAACAAGUAACUCCGCCUUACAAACCAAGAUUAGAUUCCGACAGAGAUUUAGCAAACUUCCCACCAGAAUUUACCGACGAACCCGUCCAUCUUACGCCCGAUGACGCGAGGGUGAUCGAUAAGAUCGAUCAAAGUGAGUUCGAAGGAUUUGAGUAUGUGAACCCGCUACUGAUGUCCCUGGAAGACUGCGUGUGACAAGAGCCACUUUUCUUCCUGCAAACAGAACCGCAGCAACCGCGAUUUAUACAUGACCUGCAGGAUAGAUCGGCAACGCUUCAGCUCCAAACCCUCCCUCACAUGACUUCUGACUGUCGUCAUCGUUAUCGUAA
Athalia rosae (coleseed sawfly) is the source of this 3329-nucleotide messenger RNA. RefSeq names its product atypical protein kinase C-like (gene aPKC). Bases 748 to 3195 code for a protein of 815 amino acids. Gene Ontology annotation, molecular function: ATP binding; protein serine/threonine kinase activity; protein binding. NCBI's taxonomy places the organism in Eukaryota, Metazoa, Arthropoda, Insecta, Hymenoptera, Athaliidae. Gene Ontology annotation, biological process: protein phosphorylation; establishment or maintenance of cell polarity. The record is from RefSeq and is a predicted model, not a curated record. The transcript is spliced from 7 exons.